AUGGCGCAACGACCGGUAUUUUGGCAGAAGCGCGUUCUCGUGCCCUUCUGGAUAGUGCGCAUAUGUAUCAUGCUCUUGAUCAUUGGAGCAGUAGGCAUUUCGCUGAGCAACGUGAAAGAACUGGAAGACGUUAUCCAACCCUCAGUCUCAUUGCUCAUUGUCAUUAUACUCUUCAGCUGUAUAGUACUCCUCAUCGACAUUCUCGCCAUCCUGCUCUUCCUUCGCGAUGCGCUGAAACCCGGCACUUUCCUCACCAUGAACUCGUUCCAGACUGCGUUCUGGGGCGUCGCCUUGAUCAUGGAGUUUGCGGAUAUCGGCAAGGGCGGUAGCCAUGUCGGGCUUGGAUUCGGCGUCUUCGUAUUCCUCAGCUACUUCGGUCUCUUCAUCUACUCGGUCAUCGGUUAUCGUCGCGCGAAGGCAGAGGCCAAACGAGGCCAGUACGCACCCGCGCACAACCCAUUCGGGGGUUCCGUACCUGCUCAGCAAUCAUCUCCGUACAACAGCGCACCCGAAUACCAAAAUACCGCAUACCAUUCGCAGACGCAACCUGCUGAGAUGAACAACCAAUACCUUCCCCCAUACCAGGGCGGCGCUGCGACCGACUACUAUCAGCAGCCGGUGAAGCCUGCGCAUAUAGUAUGA
Molecule: messenger RNA, 642 nt
Organism: Alternaria novae-zelandiae
Lineage: Eukaryota; Fungi; Ascomycota; Dothideomycetes; Pleosporales; Pleosporaceae
Exons: 3
Coding region: 1-642 (213 amino acids)
Source: RefSeq, a predicted model, not a curated record